CGCUUAGUGCUACACCAACGCCAUCAAGACCAGAAGUUUCAAGAGGGUCCCCGGGUAAACGCACGUAAAUCUUAUGAAAUGACAAUCAUUACAUUGAAUUCCAGAAGUUUUAGUGAAAUCCAAUUUUAGAUUAUCUAGACCAGUACUUAAUAGUAUUAGAAUCUAAGAUGAGGGUUUGGUUCUAUUCAUAGCCCAUCAACUGAAUAUGCAUGACCCAUAGUCUAGUAUUGCUGUCCCACAGGAACUAGAACCCAUUACGAUAUUCCAAUACCGGUUUUGUUAUCUGAUUAGUUGACUAUUCAUAAAUGCUUAUCUUUGACAAGACUUUCGAUUUGAAAUUUUUUGUUCAAGUCUUUCAAGGUUAUGCUGAUGGGUUUUCGUUAGCAUGUAAGCUGGUUGCAUAAACGUUCAUAUUGUUUUUAAUGAUGACUUGGUCGUAUUUUAUGUUAAUUUUAGCUUUACCUCAAUCAAUGAGUGAAUAUAUUCGAAGUCCUCUGAUAAGAUUAAUGUAUGAAAAGUUGGAUCAUCAAAAUAAACAUUCGAACUCAAAUCAUGACCAUUGGUAUGAUUAUCGCACUGAAUAUGUAGAUUCCGAACUUCGGGAUAAGUUUAUUAAAUCGAAACAAGAUGAAGAAACUUGCAAAUUUUUAGAAAAUUGCUAUAUCAAGUCUGACUGGUUAUUUACACACUUUUAUCAUGCCAUUGCUAAAGCUGUUUUAACUUGGUUCAUGACUUCAACUUCUAUAAAUGGUUUAGUUGGUCGUGGUUCUAUGUUUGUUUUCUCAUCGGCACAAUUUCUUCGCUUACUUGAUGUUAACGAUAGCUUCAAAUGGAAUUCUUUACUCGACUUAGGUGCUGGUGAUGGCAAUGUGACAUUGAAAAUGGCGCCUUACUUUAAAGAUAUUUUCGUCACAGAAAUUUCUCCAGUUAUGCGUUGGCGUCUAAGUAAACAUGGCUUUACAAUAUUAGACGUUGAUUCUUGGGAAUUAGUGAAUAAAGAAUUGAAUACACCCAAAAUUCCAUCUCAUUUUGAUGUUAUUAGUUGUUUAAAUUUAUUAGAUCGUUGUACAGCUCCGAUUACUUUGUUGAAACGGAUUAAUCAAGCUUUGAAACCUACGACGGGCAUUUUAAUUCUUGGAAUAGUUUUACCAUUGAAACAAUAUGUUGAAACAACUCGUGAUCAACGUCCUAUUGAAGUGCUUGAAAUUAUUGACAAUGAAUUAUGGGAAAUACAAUUGUCUAGCUUAAUUAAUAAUAUUCUUAUACCAGCUAAUUUUCAUGUUCUACGUUGGACACGUUUACCUUAUUUAUGUGAAGGUGAUUUUUCUAAAUCAUUUUACUAUUUAAAUGAAAUUGUACUUGUUUUGCAAACUGUAACAUCUAGUAUUUGAAAGAAAAUAAUCUACUUCUAAGCAAACAAACAGAUUAAUGAUUUCAUAAUAUUUUAUAUUAAUAUUGAUACUUUUAUCAACCUAAAUUGUUUCUUAAUUUUAUUCUGGUGAACAUUUCAAAUGUACAUGAUUACCAUUAUUAUUGGUGUUUGUGAGAACUUUCAUUGUUUAUUUUGAAAUAGAUACUAUUGAUUUCAAUACAAUAAAGAAGUUUAUUGACUUUUUAA
Molecule: messenger RNA, 1618 nt
Organism: Schistosoma rodhaini
Lineage: Eukaryota; Metazoa; Platyhelminthes; Trematoda; Strigeidida; Schistosomatidae
Source: the annotation of a GenBank genome assembly